Punica granatum (pomegranate) is the source of this 2235-nucleotide messenger RNA. The record is from RefSeq and is a predicted model, not a curated record. Lineage: Eukaryota; Viridiplantae; Streptophyta; Magnoliopsida; Myrtales; Lythraceae.
ACAGGCCCAGGCCCAAUAUCGGCGGUUUUCUUCGGAUAAAAGAAAACCGAACCGGAGAGAAGUGUACGUCAGAAGAAAUCCAUUUUCCCGCGAGCUUUCUCAUCUCCAGAAGCGCUCCUGCCUUCUCUCUCUCUCUCUCUCUCGUCUUCUUCGUCUUCAGCUCCGGCGGUCUUUGACCGGCGAGCAUCUUCUUCCGCUCCCCUGCGGCGGCCGUCAUUUGCUCUGAAGUGGAAGAGUUGAAUAGAGCAUCCUUCUUUCUGAGAUGGCGAGGCAGGAGGAGAAGGUUGGGAAAUCUCCGAAAGUGGGGAAUUCCCUCGAAGUUGAUGAUGCGAAGUAUGUGUCGGGCCUCAGUACCAUACUGGUUGCCACGAUUCAGGAAGCUAAGGACAGGAUAUCUCAGAUAGAGUACAUUUUCUGCAGUCAGCUUUUCCCGAAUUUCCAGUCCAAGUCUAAAAGCUUGCAGACGAUUUACGCUGAGGCCCUGCAAUCAGCGGAAAGGACGUGGAAGGAAAAGGAAGAUAGUCUCUUGCUCCAGAUGGGUAAGCUGAGGAUUGACAAGGAGCAGCUUGUACAGGAAAAUCAGUCUCUUAAAGUUCGAAUCGAAGAGCUUGAGCAUGAUCUCGGGCAGAAGAUUAAGGAAGUUGAUGACGGAAUGGAACUUCAAAGAAAACUAAUCAGAGUGGUUCAAUCAAGCGAGUCUAUUUUGGUGAGAAAGGGAGAACAGCUUAAAGAGCAAAAAGAGGUGACUGGUGCUCUUCUAUUGAGGCAGAGGAGUCUAGAGAAGUCGGUUGAAGGGCUCAAGGAGGAGCUUCGGCAGAAAACUGAGGAGAUAGUGAACGUAAAACAGUUGGAAGUGAAUUUGCUGAAGAAAAUGGAAGUACAGGCCUCGGAAAUUUUCAGCAAAGAGCAGCUUUUGGUUGACUGCGAGAAGGAACACGGACUGCUGAAAGUCAAAUCAAAGUGUAUGGAGGAGCAAAUAGUUAGACUUGAAGAGGAGCUACGGGAAAUGAAUGCGGACAAAGGCGAGGAGGCCCGGAAGUCGAGUAAAAUGCAGUUAAAGCAGCAUGAGGAAGAGAGAGUGAAGCUCCUGUGCAAAGUAGAGGAUUUGGAAGGGAGAGCGAAUGACUUGCAGACUCUUCUUAAACAAAAGAGCUGUGAGGCAGACAGAUUACGUCACGAACUUCAGUCUGCACAAUCUGAGCUGUUGUCGGAGAAGAAGAAAGUGGCAGAGUUGCUUAACUGGUGUAAAAAUUUUAAAUCUCAGAACAAUUACCUUCUUAAGAAGAUUUCUCAGAGCAAGUCAAGAGGAGAAGAAGAUCGGCAAGAGAACCUAGUAACUACACCAUGCCUUGAAAACAAGAACACUGACACAGUUAGAGUUGAUUACGGUGCCAAAGUGAAAGAUGAGAUAGAUGUAGACGAUCCCGUGGAGAAUGAAAAAGACGAGAGCUUGCUGAAAUGUCCAAGUCCGAAUUCAGGUGAAUUUGUUGCCCCAAAAUCUGUUACGAGUAAAAGAUCUAGCCCAGUUUCUGGUACGAAGCGCCGUGCAUCGAGCUGGAGAGACACUAGGGCCCACCAAAGCCGAUAUGGGCCUGACCCUCACGAUGAUUUUCUCGAUACCCCUUUGGAGAACAUCAGAGAGAACCUGAACAAUUCUCGGAAAGAUGAAUUGGGAAACUCCCCUAACCAUGAAGCAAGGGGAGUAGACCACGGGUCCCUAGAUGACGAUGAGACCCAGGACAUGAAUGUUGAUCCUUGUCCAGGGAAGCAGCAAGCGCCAGCACCUUCUGAUGGCAGUAGGAAAAGCUUUAAGUACGUGGGUGCUGUGAGAAAGAAAGCCGAAAGGGAGGCUCUGAAAGGUGUUGAGUGCAAGCAAUGCAAGAAGUUCUAUGAUGCUGUACUUCCCGAUAAUGGAAAUGGAGAUACUGGUGGUAACAAUACAAAUAUCCGAUGCGAGCAUCAUGAUGGUGUCUCGAGGCACAGGUACAAGUAUGUUCCUCCACUGACUCCCGAAGGCUUCUGGAACAUUGGAUUUGAAUCUGAGAUGUGAGGUCGUAGCAUGUGUUAGGACUAGCUGCAUAGUUCUUUGCUCAUUGUUGCUUGAGAAUUGAGAUGAUAAUGAAUGGCAAUCAACAUAUUGCUGAUUGCUAAUUUGAGGGUCGUGUGAUUUAUAAGACGCAAUAACACAUUGGAGUCGGUGAAAUAUGUGUUGUUAAAAUAGCAAUGAAGUUCUCA